Halteromyces radiatus is the source of this 1622-nucleotide messenger RNA. RefSeq lists its product as uncharacterized. NCBI's taxonomy places the organism in Eukaryota, Fungi, Mucoromycota, Mucoromycetes, Mucorales, Cunninghamellaceae. The record is from RefSeq and is a predicted model, not a curated record. The transcript has a single exon. Bases 24 to 1568 code for a protein of 514 amino acids.
UUUUUUUUUUACCAUUCUACAAUAUGAAUCAAAGUAAUAUUAUAGAUAGAGUGGUUUAUUAUUUAUCAUUAUUACAUGAUAAAGAAAAUUCAUCUGGUAGUUAUUAUCUUGUAAAUCGACAAUGGUACAAAGCAUCUUUACCUUAUUUACCUUCAGUCUUAUGCAUUCAACCUUUUACAUCAUCAUCAUCAUCAUCAUCAUCAAUGUCACCUUUGAGUCAUCUUGUAGAAAAAUUAACCUGGUUUAACUUGUCUCAUGCUCAACAGAAAAAAAUCGUUAUUAUUGACAUGACUUUUCUAUCCUCACAGCACAAUCAUCCUUCUUCCAACGAAUUGUUUCAGCAUUCAUGUCAUCGACGUUCUUCUACUACUCCCUCUACAUCACCUUAUACUUCUUUUUUAUCUUCAUCCCCUAUCACGAAAUGGAUCAAAUCUGUCUCCCCUUUAAAUAAAAAAAUAAAAAAGAUGGUUUCUAUUUCCUCUCUUAAUACAAAAUAUCAACAGAGAAGAAAAAGCACGUUGUAUAAUGAACCAACAUUCAUUCCAUUUUCCUCAUCCGCUUCCUCUACUGAUGGCUUUACAUCUAUCACUUCUGAAUCACUCUAUCAUCCAACCAAAGAAAAAGUAAAACUUGGCGAUAAUAAUGAUGAUGCGUCUUCCUAUUUUUGUGAUGCAUGCUUACAAUUGUACGAUGUUGCUGAUGCUACGGUGGAACUACUCUCGCUUUGUGCAACUUAUGUCCGUGCACUUAAACUUGAUUUCAAACACAGUCGUUACCAUAACAACAACGACCAGACUAUGAGAUAUUUCUUCUCUCAGUUGAUGCGUCAUAAUGUUAUUUUUCCUCAUCUACAUUCAAUCACCAUUCAUAAUCUACCUCGAUGGAAUCAACAACAAUCAAAGACAUGGUGGAUGUGGCUAAAGACAUUACCCACACCAUAUCAUCUAGGUAUACAUCAUUGCACUUCAGAGCUGCUACAGUACGAAUUUUGUCAACUACUACGUCAAUGGAUCAACAACACGCCAUUUGAUGAUACACAUCUACGUUCGAUACAUCUUCAUGGUAUUAUAUUACAAUAUGAUCGAAAGCAAAGCCUAUUACUUUUCCCAUCAUCAGAAAUAUUUCCAUCCUCUUUGCAUCAUUUGUUAUUGACAGACUGCGAUCCUGACUGGUUAUUCUCACCUAACCCAUGGCAAUCCAUCAGCCAAUCUUGUCCACAUUUAAAAACCCUUCAUGUCUGUAACAAGUCAACCGCCACUAAUCAUGCAAUGAUGGUGUAUCAUCAUCACAUGAUCGAUGAUGAUGAUCAUUUGGUUCAAGGUGUAUCCGAGAUUUUACAACAUUGUACUGAUCUUGUUACAUGGUCCAUUCAAGGUCUUUCUAUCCAUUCCACUGAUGAUCAUCUUAUUAAAACAAGGAUUAUUGAACGUGCAUUGAUCGAUGAUCCUUCUCAACGUAAGCGUACUCGAUGUACCUCUUCUCCUUCCGCCAUACUUAUCCACACAAGAGAUCAGGCCACUUGGCGCUAUAACAUAGAUAGCAUACUUUCUAAUAGCUUACCUUUAUAGAUUUUUUUUUCUUUUUCUUUCUACUUUUUUUUUAACUAUCAUUUCAAGUUACCC